AUGAACAGCAUGGAGACCAUCAUCGCUGAGGAGUUGAAGAUUGCACCCUUCUCGCCACAACUCUCGGUGAGCACCUGCGAUGCGGCUAAAGUUGAAGCUCCCAUGGGGCGCGCUAUCUCAGAGGCGUCCACGUGCAGCAGCGAAGAGGGCUUCGCAAUGCGGCAGCAACGACUGUGGGUUCGGGCCAUGGACUCUCACUGGAAGCUGUCCCGAAAGGAUCUUCAGAUGAAGAAAGAGCUCAGCAGGACUUUGAAGAGUACACUCUACCAAGCAUCAUGGCAAGGCGUCGAUGUGGUGGUGAAGUGUGCGGGCUUGCACGACGACUCCACGUGCAGGCAGCUCCAGUCCAAUCAUGGCGGUCAGGCAAGCCUCGAAGUUGUUCCCAGCGACUCCGACGACAAAGAGAUUACCGAUGAGCUCUUGCACGAAAUCGAUCUUCUUUCUUCCCUGCGACAUCCUGACCUCGUCAUGUUCCUGGGGGCGUGCAUUGAUCAGCAGCUGCCUAUCAUGUGCGUGACCGAAUUCCUGCCCAAGGGCGACUUAGAGCAUUACUACAUGGCCCAGCGCAAGAAGCACGACGUGGCAUUCUGGCGUCCCGGUCUCCAGCAGGUGCUGGACUGGAGUGCUGCCAUCGGGCGUGCUCUCAACUUCUUGCACUGUCGCGAUGUGGUACACCGCGACCUCAAGCCUAUGAACCUCCUGCUGACAAAGCAUUUGGAGAUCAAGGUGUCCGAUUUCGGCAUUAGCCGAUUGAUCGCGAACCGCAAUGGCGAAGGCUACUCAAUGACUGGUGGGGUGGGCAGCUGGCGCUACAUGGCACCUGAGGUGGUGCGGCACCAGGCGUACGAUGAGAAGGUUGACAUCUACGCAUAUGGCCUCAUCAUGUAUUUCAUGAGCUCUGGGAAGGCUCCGUUCCACCAGCUUGGUCUGAAUCCGGAG
This is a messenger RNA of Symbiodinium pilosum, 939 nucleotides long. The record is from the annotation of a GenBank genome assembly. NCBI's taxonomy places the organism in Eukaryota, Dinophyceae, Suessiales, Symbiodiniaceae.